CUUCCUAUGUUUCCUCUCAUCCAGUCUGCCAAAAUUCCCACAUAUUAUUUGAGUAUAUGUAGGGAAACAAGGGAAACUUAGACAGCAAGCCUAUCUCUUUUUUAUAAUUAGGGUAUUACUUAUAUGAAAGUAUGCAUGACGAUUGAAGGAUUAGGUUAAAGAAAUUCCUCUGAACCUAACGAAAAUAAUCACUGAGGUAUUUCUUAUAUGAAAGUAUGCAUGAUGAGUUAGGAAGAAGAGCAUAAUAAGACGAGCAAGCGAAGGUAGGCAUUCCCGCUAAAAGAAAUAAUAGGGAAAAAAAUAAAGAGAAAAAGAAAGUGGUCACUAAGUCACUUGAAGAAGGUGUCAAAUUGCCCUAAUUUGAUUUUGGAAAUCCCUAACCCUAGCCCCUAACAGCCUUUCCCUCCAUAUCUCUCUCAGCCUCAGCAAUGCCACCACCGCCACCAACACAGCCUUCUCUCAUUCAUUAGGCCUUUGUCAGCAUCAUCUCUGCUCGAAAUGGUGGGACUAUCCAUAGGAGAAAAGCAUUUUAUACAGGGUGGCAUUGCUCAGGAUCUUCGAUCUGAUGGCCGAAAAAGAUUGACAAUUCGGCCCAUCUAUGUUGAAACUGGAGUCAUUUCCCAGGCAAAUGGUUCAGCAAGGGUCAGGAUGGGUGCCACAGAUGUCAUUGCCUGUGUGAAGGCAGAACUUGGAAGGCCGAAUGCGUUGCAACCUGACAAAGGAAAGGUCGUUGUGAAUGUUGAUUGCAGUCCCACUGCAGCACCAAUGUUUGAGGGUAGAGGGGGUGAGGAGCUGUCAGCAGAACUCUCAGUUGCUCUUCAACGUUGUCUCUUGGGUGGUAAAAGUGGAUCUGGUGCUGGAAUUGAUCUCUCCUCUCUGGUAGUUGUGGAAGGAAAGAUCUGUUGGGAUCUUUACAUCGAUGGCCUUGUUGUUAGUUCAGAUGGGAAUCUGCUAGAUGCCCUUGGUGCUGCUAUUAAGGCUGCUUUGAGCAAUACAGGCAUCCCAAAAGUAAAUGUUGCAGCUGGUGCAUCAGGCGAUGAGCAACCAGAGGUUGACGUAAGCGAUGAGGAAUUUCUGCAAUUUGACACAUCUAGGGUCCCUGUCAUAGUUACAUUAACAAAGGUAGGCAGGCACUAUAUUGUAGAUGCCACUUCAGAAGAGGAAUCACAAAUGUGCUUGGCUGUUUCUAUUUCCAUCAAUAGGCAAGGCCACAUUUGUGGGUUGACAAAACGGGGAGGUGCCGGCCUAGAUCCAAGCAUCAUUCUUGACAUGAUAUCUGUGGCAAAAACAGUAAGUGAGCAGCUGAUAAACACAUUGGAUUCUCAUAUAGCUGCUGCUGAAGCUGGCGAAGAGGAGUCGUGACAUAAUUAGAACCUCUGAUACAUUUAAGUAGGUGGGUUCGAGUGGGUCCUAGGUAUAUGAAAAUUGUAAUGCUGAUAAUUUCACUUAAAGCUGAUGAGAACGUUUGAUUUGUUGUAUGCGUAUUUGGCACCAUUUAACCAAAAUUAGUAUGGGUCUUUUGCUUUGCUGAUA
Messenger RNA from Prunus persica (peach), 1533 nucleotides. Its product is annotated as exosome complex component RRP42. The transcript is spliced from 8 exons. Gene Ontology annotation, cellular component: nuclear exosome (RNase complex); cytoplasmic exosome (RNase complex). Gene Ontology annotation, biological process: U4 snRNA 3'-end processing; nuclear polyadenylation-dependent mRNA catabolic process; nuclear mRNA surveillance. NCBI's taxonomy places the organism in Eukaryota, Viridiplantae, Streptophyta, Magnoliopsida, Rosales, Rosaceae. The record is from RefSeq and is a predicted model, not a curated record. The coding region runs from base 499 to 1362 and encodes 287 amino acids.